Messenger RNA from Rhagoletis zephyria (snowberry fruit fly), 1155 nucleotides. It is a transcript of the gene Sec20, whose product is annotated as vesicle transport protein Sec20. Gene Ontology annotation, biological process: retrograde vesicle-mediated transport, Golgi to endoplasmic reticulum. Gene Ontology annotation, molecular function: SNAP receptor activity. Lineage: Eukaryota; Metazoa; Arthropoda; Insecta; Diptera; Tephritidae. The record is from RefSeq and is a predicted model, not a curated record. Gene Ontology annotation, cellular component: endoplasmic reticulum; SNARE complex.
CACACUAGUUAUAAAGAAGAACAAGAAGCCGCAAAAGUUCUUACCGUCGAUUGUGUGCACCAAAUGUUAGAAAAUUAGAUAGUAAUAUAAUUUAGUAAUCAAAUAAAAACUGCAACAAAAAUGGAUAUGCAGAAGUAUACCUUACAAUCAAUACGACAAGAUUUGAUUGAUAGCAACUUGCAAGUCAAGGCAAUAAUACAGGAUAUAUUGACAUAUCGUGGUAAUAUCCAUGAGCUGGAGGCGUUAAACGAGGCUGGACGUGCUAAAUUAGCGGCAUUGCGUAAGAGCAUUCAACAUCUAGAUGAUUGGGCCCGUGACACCGGUGAUGCCGAGCUGAACAAAGAGGUGGAUUCCCAUAGAGAUCAAUUUUCGCAAACUCUGCAAGCAUUUCGCAAAGCCAAUAUAGCGACACGUAUUGAAAUCGAGAAGGCGAAUCGCGAGGAGUUAAUGGCUAUAACAGGUGAAAGCGAUUUACGGCAACGAUCCACCGCUGCAGGAUCACAUCACAAUCGUGGUAGUCUUGUUUCACAAGAGAACAAUGUAACUGAGAAAAUGCUUGCCAUAUCGCGUCACCUGUCGGAAACAACCCAGAAAAGUGCCAUUACACUGGAAACUUUGUUAGCGUCAUCACAAAACGUAGAAGCGACACGUGAUGAACUACACAACACAGCCGGUUCGAUUUCACAGUCAGGGAAAUUAUUGAAGAAAUAUGGACGAAGGGAGUGUACGGAUAAGAUGUUGCUCUUCUUCGCUUUUGCAUUUUUCUUAGCUUGUGUCUUUUAUAUUGUGCAAAAACGACUGUUCUAGACGAGAUAUUUGUUUGGCAUUGUAGAAGGAGUGCAGAACAUUUAAACGUUUGUUUAGGGAAUUUACAUUUAAGAAAAUGUAUAGUAGAGGACAUACUCAUAGUUAGUCUGCGGUGAAGCUAUUCUAAAUGGAUAAGGACUCAAGCCAAACCUUUAUUUAAUAUCAUUUAUCUUUAAUGUUUUAUGCAGUUAACUAGAGAACUUAUAAGAGCUGUUAUGCGCAUUUAAGCUUGAUUUAGUUAUAUUUAAAUGUUAAUAAUAAUGAUAAGAACUUGCACAUUUUUAAAUUAGUUUUUUCCAAUUUUAUUCAGAUUUUUUAUUUUCUGCGCAAAGAUUUUAAAUGUAAAAU